AUGCAACCAGCAGAUUAUCGUCUUGUACGUUCUCAUAUAGAAGCUGGAAUAAUGAUGGCAAUUAAACGACAUGUAUUUCCAAAAACACUUGAUGAUUAUUUUUCUUAUUGGCUAUAUGGUCAAAGGAAAUCAACUGAACAAAUUCCUGUUAAUUUAUCUCGAUCUAUUCCUUGUCUUGUAUGUUCAAACAAUAAUGCUAAUUGUGAAGAUUUUUCAUUACUUACCGUCGAUAUGAAUUCGUUUUUACAAUGUUUACCUUUAUUAAAUACUGAAGAAUUAUCAAUACUCUAUUCAUUACUUGAUGAUGAUCAAAAAGUGUAUCAACAUGCUAUCCGACAACAAUAUCAAGAUUAUAAACAACAAUUAAUUGAAAUUUUAAAAAGAAAACGUAAUGAACGAUAUUAUCUUGUUUAA
Messenger RNA from Rotaria sordida, 414 nucleotides. The record is from the annotation of a GenBank genome assembly. NCBI's taxonomy places the organism in Eukaryota, Metazoa, Rotifera, Eurotatoria, Philodinida, Philodinidae.